AUGGCAAUAAUGUGGUUCGACAGUUUACCUCCAAGAUCAAUCACAAGUUUUGACGUCCUUGCUAAAAAGUUCCUUGCCAGGUUCUCCAUCCAGAAGGAUAAAGCCAAACAUGCUCCAAGCUUGCUGGGAAUUAAACAAGGAGAUCCGGAAAGCCUUCACAGCUACAUGGAAAGAUUCAACAAAGCAUGCCUUGACAUACGAAGUCUUCCAACAGAAGCGGCCAUCAUGGGACUCAUCAGUGGCCUAAGAGAAGGACCUUUCAGCUACUCAAUAUCCAAAAAGUACCCAACAUCUUUAAACAAGGUUCAAGAAAGGGGAGAAAAAUAUAUCAAUAUGGAGGAGAACUCCCGAUUGGGAAACAGCUCAAAAACCGGAUUCUCUUAA
Messenger RNA from Arachis duranensis, 384 nucleotides. RefSeq lists its product as uncharacterized. The coding region runs from base 1 to 384 and encodes 127 amino acids. NCBI's taxonomy places the organism in Eukaryota, Viridiplantae, Streptophyta, Magnoliopsida, Fabales, Fabaceae. The record is from RefSeq and is a predicted model, not a curated record. The transcript has a single exon.